CAAGAGUUGUGUCCCAGGAAACACUUGGUGAUAUACUCUUGGUGUCCUGGUCCUGUGAUACGCGGCAGUUAAGGAAAACUGUUCAAGAUUUGGGACUUCGUGUAAUUAUACAUUUGUCAGCUGAAAUCGCUCAGGUCAACAGGUGUAUCAGGUGAAAGAAAAUGUGCCCAACCAUACUGUACAGCCUGUGAAUCGUACUCGGUAUACCCGAUUGUGAGUUGAGAACGAACCCAACUGUACUACAUUACCUUUUUGUUCUAGGUGAUGGCUGGUCAGUGGGGACAUCAUCAGGAGCAGCAUUUGUUGCAGUCUGCCAAUGCUGUCACUGAUAUGCUGAGCCAGUUACAAAAUGCUGCCAUGUCAAACAGCAGUCCAAGCAGAGGUGCUCACUUCCGAGGCAGGAGACGAGGUGUCAGAUAUCCUGAUGUGAGUCUCACAUUUGGUGAAACACUUAUUAUCAUACUGCAAAGAAGAGAAGGCAUUCCAGGACAUUACAACAACAGUUGGGGACAACAAAGGCAAAGGUGCUAUACAGGUCGGUGGCAACAACAAGGAAGAUAUGAAGAUACUCCGCAGCAUGAUGCAUACAGAGGAGCCACCAGAGUCACUCCUGAAGGUCUGGUGGAAUGUUUGGCUAAGUCUCCCAGUUUCUCUGCCAGUCUUUUACAACUCAUGGAAGAAAAGAGCUAUCAGCCAUCUAGUGUGAGAGAACUUGUUUCAUCCUGGAACAAAAUAUUUUAUUUAAAUGAUGAGGUUGUUGAGCUGAAGCCUCAGAUCAAGUUUUGUACGGCACACUCGGGAACGCAGGGAUGUCAAAGACGCUCUUCCUGCAGUGACUUACAUCUUUGUCCAAACUAUGUUCUAACAAAAUGUCAUGAACAGAAUUGUGUGUUAGGUCACAAAUGGAUGACAGAUCAUAACAUAUCUGUUUUAAAACCACUCUUUCUGGAUCAUCUUAUUAUCCCAACUCUCCGACGCAUAAUUCAAUCAGUGUCACCAUGUGACAUUAAACAACUUGAAGUUUGUCGAGACUAUAAUGAAGGAGACUGUGACCAAUCUGACUGCGAGGCUCUCCAUGUAUGUCUGAGUUUCGUGCUGGGACUUACAAAAUGCUCUCAUAUUGACUGUCAAUUAAACCACAACCUGUUGAGCCCUGAUUGCUGCCAGCUACUGAAAACUCAUGGUCUUCCUACCAAUGAGUCCCCUCGUGACAUUGUAGUGGCUCUGCUCUCCACUAAUCCCAACCUCUCUCAGGAUGAACAGUCUUCAACUGAGGAUAAGGAUUCAUCUAAUAUGUGUUUUAAAAGGCAAGUAUCAGAAAUGGUUACUAAGGGAGUCCCUACAAAGACUAAGAACCUCAUUGAAAAAAAUAAGAAAAACACCAAAAAGAAAGCAUCAAAGCCAUCCAGAAACUUCAUACAUAAGAACAGUAAACAAUGCAGCAGUGAAGGUGACUCUUCAUCCAAAACUGAAGAUGAAAGUGAAUCUGACAGUGAUAGCAAAAGUGACAGUUCAUUAUCUGAUGAAAAAAGUAGCUCAGAAAAGUUUAUAAAGAAAAGCAAAUCACUAAAAUUAAAUACUGAUACUCCACAGGACAAAAUAUCUGGCCAAGACAAACCAUCUGAUCAUGCUGAAACCCUUCCUGUAAAACGGGAAAUCCGUCGAACGUUAUGGUCACACUACUUACAGGGUGAUGUUCCAAUACCAGAAAUUUGUUACUACUCGGUAGAAGAAAUGUGCAAGUAUGAGGGAAGUGGAUGCCACCGGCUUCACUCAACACAACACUUCCAUUGGCAGGUCAGUGAACAAGGAAAUCGGUGGCUGAACCUGCGCCCUAGUCAGGUGACUUGCCUCGAACGGGCCUACUGUGACCCUUCACAAGAUGGUGUCGACCUUCCUCGACUUGAUCCAGCUACCCUCGAAAUCUCUGUUGGAGGCCUUCUUAUCUUGAUGGGCCGUGACACUUGGCAUGCGAACUUGAAAGCAAUGAACUUAACCAACUCAUCCAAAACAAAGAUCUUGAACAUUCGUCGUCUGUGUACACAGGCUAUCUCUGACCAAGUAAUAAAACCUGCCAUUUUUACAUGGUAUUUUUUGGAUGUGAACAAGAAAUGGGUUAAAUAUGGCAAUGCUGAUACUGCAGGAAAAAAUUAUUUAGUUAGUAGUGUAACAGCAGAUGACAUCGAGAAGCACUUUCAACAGACCCCAUCAGUGCCUCUUUCAUUUAUGAAUUCACGGUUCAUCUACAUUCUCGAUUUUAACACAUUGAUACAAACCAACCAGAGCACUAAUGUUAGUCGAGAGGUGCGGCGAAGGCCUGAACCUCACCUUCCUGAUGAGAAGACAGAUAAGGGAAGGGACCAGAAAACUGAUGAUUUUCCCUCAUGCUGGGAAGUAAUGCAACCUGAGGAGCGUGUGCGUCUGGUAGCUCUGGCUCCCACGUCUUCUGAGUACCAAACUGUGGUAGGCCUUCUGGCAAGGAGAGUGCAGAGUUCAAAAGUAUUGAAAGUGGAACGAAUUCAAAAUCCAUUCCUCUGGCGAGCAUUACAGAACAAGAUCAAAGAAAUGACAACAGUUUAUGGUGAUGAAUCAAAAGUUAAUGUUCGACAACUCUUCCAUGGCACUGGACAAAAUGUUGUCUCCAGCAUUUGUGCUGAAAACUUUGACUGGAGACUUCAUGGAUCUAGCUCUGGGCAGUCGUUUGGGCAAGGCACCUACUUCUCCACGGAUGCAGCUUACUCUUACAAAUACUGUCGUCCUGAUAAUACUGGCAUGAGAUACAUGUUUGUAGCACGUACUGCAGUAGGAACAUCGACUGUUGGUAACUCGUCUAUGGUGCGACCUCCCGCUAACAGAGCCACUAAUCUUCCUUUUGAUUCCACUGUUAAUAAUCAAGCUAAUCCAACAAUUAUUGUGAAAUAUGACAAACAGGAGUACUAUCCUGAGUACAUUUUAACUUUGACUUGAUGUGUGUAGUUCUGGUAUUAUGAAUAAUAGUAAUAAUAAUACGUACUUUAUUCAUAAUAUACAUAAUAAAUAUAGAGCAUAUUAUAGAGGUAAAGUAUAUUUGGAGGUACAGGAGUUAUAUAUUAAAUGAAGCCAAUAUGAAUUACCUAAGUUACUAAUUACCUAAUUGUAGUUACAGGAUGAGAGCUACUCUCGUGGUGUCCCAUCUUCCCAGCACUCUUUGUUGCAUAACGCUUUGAAACUACUGAUGAUUUUGGCCUCCACCACCUUCCCACUUAACUUGUUUUAACUUUCUACGACUGCUUGCAAAAGUGAAUUUUCUUAUAUUUCUUUGGCAGCUUUGUUUAGCUUGACUUUGUGACCUCUUGUUCAUGAAAAUCCAAGCCUCAGCAAUUCUUCCCAAUCAAUUUUGUCAAUUCCCAUUACUAUUUUGUGGACAGUGAUUAUAUCACCUUUUUCUUCUACAGUAUCUUCUCAUUUUGGUAUAUUUAAUGUCUAACCUCUCCUCAUAGGUCUUGUCUUUCAGUUCCAGGAGUCAGUUAAUUGCUUGUCUUUUGACCUUUUCCAGUUUGUCAUGAACAAUUUCUUUAGUAUUUCACUAUCCAUGUACAGUAUUUAAAAGAAGUUCUGAAAUUGGAAAGCGUAGCAUAGGCUUCUCGCAGUGUUCUUUAUGUGGUCCUCAG
Molecule: messenger RNA, 3650 nt
Organism: Procambarus clarkii (red swamp crayfish)
Lineage: Eukaryota; Metazoa; Arthropoda; Malacostraca; Decapoda; Cambaridae
Product: protein mono-ADP-ribosyltransferase PARP12-like
Cellular component (GO): nucleus
Molecular function (GO): NAD+ poly-ADP-ribosyltransferase activity; NAD+-protein mono-ADP-ribosyltransferase activity
Source: RefSeq, a predicted model, not a curated record